UUGACUCUUCGUUCUGCAACUCAAAUUUACAAUGGGCUCCAUUGACAUCUCUGCAGCCAAGUCGGACUGCAGCCUAUUCUCCAAGCGUGGUCAUCGCGCCGUGGAGCUCGGUGCCACUCGAAUAACAUGGGACAUCAUCAGUGAUAUGUGGCAUCCUCGAAAAAACCCAUCUGGGUACCUCUCCGUGGGCAUGGCAGAGAACACGCUACUGCAUGACAUGCUGCUCGAUUACAUCCAUGCCAACAUACAGCUUUCCGCAGAACAUCUCACCUACAACAACGGGAGUAUGGGAUCCAUCGCCCUUCGGAAGGCCGUUUCGCACUUUGUGAACAGACAUUUUAAUCCAUUUAGACCUGUUGAGCCAGGCCACAUCCUCAUGACCAAUGGCUGUUCCUCUGCCAUUGAGCACCUAAGUUGGACAUUCCUCAAUCCAGGAGACGCAAUUCUCCUCAGCAAGCCAUACUACAGUACCUUUAUUGCCGACAUCACCCUGCGGCCCGGAUCGGUGGUAGUUCCUGUGGAAAUGGGUGGCACGGACCCAUUGAGUCUGGAAGCCAUCGAAAAGUACGAGAGCGCAGCGAGGGAGUUUGAGGCACACACGGGAAAGCGAGUUCGUGCCGUCAUGCUCUGUAAUCCGCACAACCCUUUGGGUCGGUGUUAUCCUCGUGCCACAGUUGAUAAGUUGAUGAGGCUCUGCCAAUUGCGCAAAAUGCAUUUGAUUAGCGAUGAGAUCUAUGCUCUGUCAAUCUGGAGCAAUCGCGUUGACAAAGGUAUUUCUUUUGCUCCCUUUGAAUCUCUCCUUUCGAGAGACACCAGAGGGCUGAUAGACCCUGCAUUUGUGCACGUCCUCUGGGGUAUGAGCAAGGAUUUCGGUGCCAAUGGGCUGCGAGUUGGUGCUAUCAUUUCCCAGUCAAAACCCAAGCUGCACAUUGCUCAGAAGUGUCUGUCACUGUACAGUUUUGUCUCAGCCUUGUCGGACCAGAUCACAACCUCUAUCCUUCAAAAUGAUGACUUCACAGACACAUACAUUCAGAAAAACAGAGAAAUGCUCUCCAAGUCCCAUGAGUUCCUUGUUCGUCUCCUGCAGAGGCACGGAAUUGAUUAUCUUCCCGGGUGUCAUGCCGGCUUCUUCGUCUGGGUUAAUCUUGGGAAGAAAUACAGAGAGACACAUCCUAGGGAGGUCCUAAUAUGUUACAUGCCUGAUGGUCAAAUUUUCAAGACAUCGUAA
This is a messenger RNA of Aspergillus neoniger CBS 115656, 1228 nucleotides long. RefSeq names its product putative aminotransferase, classes I and II family. Gene Ontology annotation, biological process: amino acid metabolic process; biosynthetic process. The record is from RefSeq and is a predicted model, not a curated record. Lineage: Eukaryota; Fungi; Ascomycota; Eurotiomycetes; Eurotiales; Aspergillaceae. Gene Ontology annotation, molecular function: transaminase activity; pyridoxal phosphate binding. The transcript is spliced from 2 exons. Bases 32 to 1228 code for a protein of 398 amino acids.